This is a messenger RNA of Talaromyces proteolyticus, 1861 nucleotides long. RefSeq names its product cytochrome P450. The transcript has 5 exons. NCBI's taxonomy places the organism in Eukaryota, Fungi, Ascomycota, Eurotiomycetes, Eurotiales, Trichocomaceae. The record is from RefSeq and is a predicted model, not a curated record. Bases 7 to 1665 code for a protein of 552 amino acids. Gene Ontology annotation, molecular function: iron ion binding; heme binding; oxidoreductase activity, acting on paired donors, with incorporation or reduction of molecular oxygen.
UACGUCAUGGAUCAUUUGCAUCUGCUGGCAGGAGCCGUUGGCGUCCUCUCUCACCAGUUCUAUUUCAAAGCCGGCGAACACCAUCUCUACCCACUACGCUCUCUGCUUCGCUACACGGCCAUAAUCAUCGCGACCGCCCUGGCCCUAAGCGUCAGCAAAGCGAUAUCGCUGUAUGACUUCAUCAGGGCUACAGCAGGACUGGUGGUCGCCUACCUUGCAGGCCUCUACAUCUCCCUCAUCCUAUACCGGGCGCAUUUCCAUCCUCUAAAGCACAUCCCUGGCCCAUACGGCGCACGAUUCUCAGGCCUGUGGUUUUCAGUCAGAUUACACGGCAUUCCAGCCUAUAAAGUCCUCCACGGCCUCCACGCAAGAUACGGACCCAUCGUCCGUGUUGGCCCGUCUAACGUCUCUAUCAUUCACCCCCAGGCCGUCACCCAGAUCUACGGGCCCAGCUCCAAAUGCACGAAGAGCUCGUUUUAUGAUAAUGGCCAUCCGAUGCGCUCCCUCCACGCGUAUCGAAGCCGCGCAGAGCACGACCAACGCCGGCGCGUGUGGAGCACGGGGUUCAGUGAUGCGAGGCUGAGAGGGUACGAGUCUCGGAUCCGCGUCUAUCGCCAGAAGCUAUUUGACCGGCUGAUUUCCCUUGGGCAGACCAGUACCACCGAUAUCAGCACCUGGUUCAAUUUCUACAGCUACGAUGUUAUGGGCGAUCUAGCCUUCGCGCGCAGCUUUGGCAUGCUCGAUACGCGGAAUAAUCACUGGGCAAUUGAUGUUCUUCUCGCUGGAAUCGUUCCCUUUGGAUAUUAUCUCCCGUCGUGGGUAUUUCGGUGUUUGGUCACUGUCCCCUCGCUUUCCAAGGAUUUUCAUCAUUUUGUGGGGUUUGCGACGCAGACGCUUGUUGAGAGGAUGAAUACCAAGGUGGAAAUCCCCGACAUUUGCGCGUCAUUUCUAGCCUCUCUCAAGGGCGAGAGCCCAACACCCGACCAGUUCAGCCUGCUCAUGGGCGACGCUAUGCUAGUCAUUACAGCUGGAAGCGACACAACCGCCACAUCCCUCACAAGCAUUGUCUACGAACUCGCCCGCCACCCCCAGGAAGUCGACAAGCUCCGCGCGGAGCUCCAGCUGAUCACACCAGACGACCUCUCUUCCGGGGAAUACCUGCACAGCCAGAUUGCGAAUCUUCCACAUCUUAACGGCUUCAUCAACGAGACGCUACGACUACACCCGCCAAUCCCAAGUGUUAUCCCCCGCGAUACCCCGCCGGAGGGGCUCACGAUUAAUGUUGAUGGGAUGAAGACGCAUAUCCCCGGUGCAAUGACUGUUUUCUGUCCGCAGUGGGCUAUUGGGCGAUCGGCGGAUUCAUAUGUAGAGCCCCUCUCCUUCAUUCCCGAACGCUGGUAUGAUCGACCGGAGUACAUCAAGGCUCGCGAGGCAUACUCACCUUUCUCAAGCGGAGCCUACAGCUGCAUCGGCAAACCGCUCGCCUUAAUGAAUAUUCGGACGACAAUAGCCCGCCUGAUCAUGACGUUUGACAUUUCCUUACCAGAGAGUCAGGAUAAAGACGCUCAGGUUGAUCCGCUCGAUAAUGCAAAAGAUCAUUUCUCCAUGGGGAUUGAGAGCAUGGUUGUCAGGUUGGUUCUGAGGGAUUGGAAGACAACUCAUUGAGUGAACGGGCUUCUUGACCUUAGUAUCGUAGCUAGAUGUACAUGAGAAGCGGUUAUUUAAAAUCAUGGAUGUAUGUCAAGAUGCCUUAGGUGAAUAGACUUUGUAUGUCUUGGAACUUUAUGUCUGGACAUAUCAGAGGGGCCCGGGAUCAAGUUGAAAGCCUUAGGCCCAAUCGGGAGAGGCCCAGAGCUGUGAC